This is a messenger RNA of Zootermopsis nevadensis, 1428 nucleotides long. RefSeq lists its product as uncharacterized. The record is from RefSeq and is a predicted model, not a curated record. NCBI's taxonomy places the organism in Eukaryota, Metazoa, Arthropoda, Insecta, Blattodea, Termopsidae.
UUUGCAGACGUCUGACGGAGAAAAGGUGGUUAGAUGUGGUCACAUUGAACAAGUAGGUUCCGUAUUGCUACUGUUCGUACUGCAUACUCAGUUAUAUAUGAUUUUCUUUGAGAGUGAGAAGUGAGAAAGCAAGUUAAUUGAUAAGUAAUAGAAAUGGUUUCAUGGACAGACAGAAUGUUUAAAAAAACAUGGGCUUCGUUGGGAAACAAUAAGGUAUCUUGGUGGCGAUUUAUCCUAUAUUUUGACACUUGGAGUCCGAUGUGUUUUUUAAAAUGUUAUCCAUCACAAAAUAAAUCUUUGAAUGAUAAGGGCUUGCUGUGUGUGUGCACCAAACUACGAAGGAGUGUGAACGAAUAUAAAAACAGCAUUUUCCGUGGUUUGAGCGGUCGGCCUCGCGCUCCGAACUGCUGGAUUGGUGUGUGCGUGGUCCUGGAACCAGUCUGAAGACUAGAACAAUACCCGCAUGCUACAAGGAAUAAACUCUGGUAGCCCGUCUGAUUGGUAAUUACCUUAUUGAGAUCACCCGGAUCUUUAUUAAAGCAGCAGACUAGUAAGUAUUCUGUGCCAGAUACAUUUCUUCAGACUGUAGUCUACUGAUGUCACUAAAAUCUAAGUUGGUAGAUUUGGACCAGUUUGCUCUAACAACGAUGCAACUACUAAAUCCUGAGUAGAAGGCUCUUCGCCUCAAAGAACGUCGUGUUCACUGUUCUGUAAAGUAAUAACGUUGCUUUGAAUUCAGCAUUGCUGUGAUGAUGAGGUGAAUGUAUACCAGUCGGAUGUUAUCAGCAAAAUGUAGAGUUAAUGAAGGAAUAGAAUCAGCAGGUGCCUGAUAAGAUCGGAGGAAUGUUGUGCUAUCAGGUGACUCAUACUAUUGUUCCACUAUCAGCCCUGAUAAGUCCAUGUAGAUGUUCUGAUAAGUCCUUCCGCUGCAAGAAAUGCUUCCAGUCUUGCAACAUGUCGAGUAGCAGAAUAUUCAAUAAUGACUCUGAGCUGGAGAUAUUCUCGCUGGUUACAGGCUGCUUCUCUGUGCUGGCAGUGGUGAUCCUUGCCAUUGUGGUGAUACAGCUGAACAGCAGAAUUCAGAAACUGAAGAGGCAAGUGGCUCUCCAUACACGCGUGGAUCUCCACUCAUUCCACAAUCCAACGAUCCAGCCCGAUGAGGAACUCGCAAAGCGAGGCUUCUCCAUGUACAAAGGGCAAGAGGACAGAGGCAGGGCUCCCGGCAUGCCAGAGAAAGACGAAUACUUCGGGAAUUUUAGCGCCCAGCCCCGGCACGCCAGCCAUCGUUAUUGAAACGACCGAGUAUGUGAACAUUUAUAUAACAUUUGUUUUGUAUAAGUAAGACUUGCAGACAUGGCCAGUUACAGAGUAGCCAGACAAGUGAACCAUGCUGUAUGGAUAUUAGCGAGGAUAAAGAAAUGAGAAGCA